This is a messenger RNA of Helobdella robusta, 360 nucleotides long. RefSeq lists its product as hypothetical. The transcript is spliced from 2 exons. Lineage: Eukaryota; Metazoa; Annelida; Clitellata; Rhynchobdellida; Glossiphoniidae. The record is from RefSeq and is a predicted model, not a curated record. The annotation marks the transcript as partial.
AACAUUCUGCACCACAUAUACAUUGAAGGGCCGCAGACAGAAGAGAUAUUUAAAAGGAAGGGCGACUCGAACGCGAUUGGUUCCUUGAUAGAGAUGCUGAACGAUUGGAGGGGGUUUGAUGUUGCCAAACAAUCCAUUCACGAUUUAGCUGGCGUCUUAUUGGUUCGAAUUUUAUUCAUCCCCCUCCUAAUAGAGGUGGACAUGGGUCCAUUUUUACUGACCCAACCCAACCCAUCACUUAACUCAACCCAUCCCAACCCAACCCGCCUGAAAAUGCAACUUUUCAACCCGACCCAACCCAACCCACGACCCAUCUGCACGAGUCGCAAUUUUACCAAACAGGCAAAUUUUUACAAAUGA